AUGCAAGGCUAUUCAGCCCAAGGCAUCAGGAGUUACUCAAGUGUCAAAGGUCUCCAGAGUAGCAGAUUCCAGAAUCACAAUGAAUCACAAAGCAUGCUUAGCGGAAGACAAAGCUUGGCUUCUUCAAGAGCAAAGUUAACAGAUAGAGAGUACAAUGAAGCUAUAGUUCAAGCCCAACAGGCUGAAAGUAUAUUCGAUAGGACUCUGAAAUAAGUAUAAAUCAAUCCGUUCGAUUAAAUCAAUGCUAAAGAAGAGAACUAACUCUCCUUUCGUAUCAAGGAGAUCAAAUAGGUUCAACGGAAACAGUGAGGCAUCUAGCAAUGACCUCAACUCAAAUGAUAGGAGCCUUACCUCCAAUAUUGAUAACAUUCUGAACCAAAGCCAAGCUGUUAAAACAUUAGUUCCCUCUAUGUUUAGAGGAGGGAAGUAUGUAAACCUUCCUCGGAGCCAAAACUUCCGACGGAACAUAGACCAAAUAGAAACCGGGACUUUGAAAGAUGAGCCAAUAAAAUUUCCAGAACUAAAACCAGAACCAUUAGAUAAGAAAUCAAACAGACAAGUUAUCACUGAUGCGGAGGCAAAAACUCAGGAUGUCACCUCUGCAGCUAGGACUAACGAGGAAAACAAAAAUUUGUUACCCCGAACAGCAGCAGCUAUAAUUGAUUCAAAAAGAGAGACUACUCGAUUUACAGUUUUGAAUAAAUCUAAGAUUAAUAGCGAGGAAGAAACUUCACCUGUGGCUAAGAGAGACACCAUCCUGGAUAACAGCCAAUUGGUUGAUAAAAAGAAAAAAUUUAGGGGAGAAGUCAAUGAGAAACCUCAAAACCGGUCUUCUGACUCUAAACUAAAAAAUCAGAUUGACCAAGAGAACAAGUCUCAAAUUUUGGAUAAAUCAAACCUGAAUAACGAGUCAUCAGUCUUGGAAGAUUUCAAAAUGGAGGCUAAAAUAGAGCCCAAGACUGAGAAGAAGCCAACAUAUACUAAGGUUCAUAUUCCAAAAUUCAAAGGGCCAAUAGAUUCCUUGAUCACUAAAAUGGAGAAGAGUUUGAAUUAACAUUAAAAACUUUCACCCUGAUUUUUCCAAGAAAGGAUUUUACAAAAAAUUUAAGGUGAAAGACACCAAGGAUCCUCUAGAUAAGGAACUCAUACUCCUUCAGCAAGAGAAUGAGUGGUACAAGAAAUACCUCAAGGACUUAAAUCAGCAAUUAUCACAGUACAUCAACAAAAAGUUCUCGAAAUAAAGUGAUGGUGAAAAAGACUGGUCUGGGGCGCAGAAAACGUAGUAACCCUGACAUAGAACAGAAGAAAGAGAGACAAGCGAAGUUAGUAAAGAGGCAGGUUGAGACCGCCAAGAGACAAGUCAAACAUCUGAGUACUGAGAGGAUCAAACUUUCAACAAAGCUGAAAUAAAUAUGGCAAUCCUAAUUAUUUAUAAGCAAGCUUGAGCAAAAAUCAGAAACUUUGGAAGAAGCAAUUCGGCUUCAAAAAGAGAAAGUUAAUGAGAAAAUUGAGAAAGAAAUACAACUUGUUGAUACGAUUAUUACUAACAAGAAUACUUCAAAUGUUAGAUUCAAAUCCCAUUUUGGUUCCCGGAAAUUCAGUGAGGAUGACGUUGAAAUAAGAGGAACUAUGCCAAAAAGACCAGAAAGAUGGACUAAAUCCUCUAGGAAGAAUAUUGAUCUUUUGCAGUACGAAUCUUCAGGCCUAACUAAUACUAAUAUCAACAAGGAGCACCCUCUUGUGAAAGAAUUUAACCUUGUUGUUGAUAAAAUAGAGAAGUUAGAGGAGAAACAGCUUGAGAAUCUUAAUGUAAAGCAUGAUCUUGAAACCAAAAUAGGAUACAAUGAGCAGAAGCUAAACUCCCUAAUGUAUACUUGCCAAAACUAUGAAAAAUAACCCUCUCACUGAAGAACAAAUUCUGAAGCAUUUAGCAUCGUCUGCAAAGAAGUUCCCAAAAUCUAGUCCAGUAAGAAAAGUUGUGAAGAAUGCAGACUUAAAUCUUGAUCAAGGUUCAGCUCCGGAUUUGCAGACACCUUUAAGAAACUCUGCCUCACCCCCUAAGAAUGGUCAGAAGGCAGCUCCAAAUUCUGCUGAAUACUACAGAAAAUUAAAAGAAACUCUGUUGCAUAACAAGAAGUCUACCAAAGUUAAGAUGAUGGAUGAGUACAAACGGACUCUUAUAAAGUCUCAGAUUGGUGAAAAAAAUUUGUCUAAAUAACAAGACCAAACUGAGAGAGACAACCACCAAAAUAUAUAUGCAAGAGAAGCUGAUUAAAAUCCUUGAAGAAGAAAUGAAUAAAGCAAAGAAGAGGAAGAAGGUCAUGUCAAAACUCAAGAAACUUGACCUAAGCGUUCUUAAUAAAGAUGCCUCUUCCAAACCUGUAAAGGAAGAAACCAAAGUUAUUAAUAAUAUUACCAUAACCGGUGAAAAAUUAGAUACCAAGUUUGGUGAUAAUGCUGAGAAAGUAGAGUCUGUAGACCCAAAGACCCGAGGUCCAAGAAUUAACACCAAUAUAUCCCAGGAUAGCCUGAAAGGAGUCUCAAGAAUGACCCCUCAAGCUAGGAACAGAAAUAAGUCUUUGAAGAACAGUAUUUCAAAAUCAGGGAGUGCUCACAGUUUAGCAAGGUAGGAACUGGGAGUCGAGUAGAAAUUUGAAAUAUUCAGAAUAUAAACUAAUUUAUUAUCACCAAUCCUUUCAAUCCUA
Messenger RNA from Moneuplotes crassus, 2705 nucleotides. The record is from the annotation of a GenBank genome assembly. NCBI's taxonomy places the organism in Eukaryota, Ciliophora, Spirotrichea, Euplotida, Euplotidae.